This is a messenger RNA of Closterium sp. Yama58-4, 576 nucleotides long. Lineage: Eukaryota; Viridiplantae; Streptophyta; Zygnematophyceae; Desmidiales; Closteriaceae. The record is from the annotation of a GenBank genome assembly.
AUGUGGACUGCUGAAGGCGUGGAUCGUAAAUUCCGGAUCGCGGCGCGCGGCGGCAAGCAGCAGGAGCGCGGCGACGGCUUCGUGAAGAGCAUCGAGAUUGACGGCGAGGAGAUCCCUCGCAUGCAGGUUGGCGAUAGGGUUACCAGCGUCGGUGGAAUGACGAUCGAAUUCCGCGGGUUAGAAAAGGAGGGCCCGUUCGAUGUGGAUUAUUACAUGCUGUCCAUCGCAGGGUUAAUUACCCUCGACCUGCGCCUGCGCGUCGCGCACCCCAAACUCCAGACCCCGACGGACGCCGAGGCGCACAUCAACGUCGGGAUUGCCGAGCUUGAGCACACAGACGAAAUUCACGGAGUGCUCGGACAGACCUACCGCGCAGAUCAUGCUGCCCGCGCCGCGGAUUUCCAGCGCCUCGUCGCGAACCUGCACCGUCCGAUUUCCGCCGAUGGCACGGAGGGGAAGGGGUUUUUGGAUGGGACACCCCGGUCGUACGAGGCGAGCGAUGUGUUUGCUGUGGACUGCGCUUAUACCGCGUAUGGCCGCGCUAGGAAGGUGAUGCCUGUGCAGGACUUCCCGUAA